GUGCCCACUGCCAAAGCCUCCAGGGUUCUCGAUCCAGGACGUUAUCACCUUGCAGAUGUCGGAGAAAGUUUCCUUUGGUCCAAGCUUUAUUGGAAUGAUCGUGCAUUUCGACCAACCACGACACUGGACCUGGAGAUUGGAAGCCAAAGUCAGCGAACAACAUGACCAGCUGAGCUCAUGGGAGUUCGACGCAUACGAAAGACCCUCUGCUGCGUACGGAACUUUCUCUUGCAGAAAUGUUAACAACCCCGACCAAACAGGAAUCAUGAAGAUUUUCAAACAGGUCCCUUACGCCGGCUCUGAUUUUGAACCUCCGGAGAGGAGAAAAUCCCAGGCUUCCACCGAACUCACGGAAGAUGCGAUGGACGAACUCAAAGCGCUUCGACAGCUUGUUGACAAUGGCGCCGAGCACACACCAACUCUGCGCAGCUGUAAGAUUGAGAAGCAGGGGGAAGACGAACUGGUCCCGGAUGGCUUUGUGGCGUAUCUUUUGAUCAGACCACCGCCAGGUCGAUGUUUGAAGUCUCUGUAUUGGGCCUUGGGUGCCAUGGAGAGGCAGGCGAUUCGAAACGCUUUCAGAGUUGCGUGGUUGGACUGUGUCAAAAAGGGAAUUUAUCCACAGGGGGGCAAAAUUGGACAUUUGAUGUGGGAUGCCAGCUUAAACAAAGUUUACAUUACUGAGUUCCAAAUGUGGCGCCCGAGAAGACCAACCGACACCUGGAAAGACAUCGAAUGGAUGGCUUGGGGCCUGGCGAAGCCUCCCCGAGGGUAUCAAUGGUCGAGGGAGACCAGAGCACAUCCAGAUAAGACUGACUGGGAGAUGUAGAUCCAAUCUUUUUCCCGGGCCGUGGAUUGAUCGAAUACCUACAGAUGCUUUUGCAUGGAAGGAUGGUUUCUGGUUUCUACUUUCAACACCAUACUACGCUUUCUUAGAUAUCAAUAAGCGCCUGUAUUUUUUAUUUAAUUUGCUUUGUUUCUUUUGAUCACCUUCCUGGCACCUGAAUGAUGUUGGUACGUAUACAGGAGUCAAUGUACCUCGACUUUUUGUUUAUUCCAAAUCUUUAUUCACUG
Molecule: messenger RNA, 1071 nt
Organism: Aspergillus wentii DTO 134E9
Lineage: Eukaryota; Fungi; Ascomycota; Eurotiomycetes; Eurotiales; Aspergillaceae
Exons: 4
Coding region: 56-826 (256 amino acids)
Source: RefSeq, a predicted model, not a curated record